AUGGGAGCCCCCGAGAUCGAAAAGGUCACGCUCGGCGACUCGCCCCGGAGCAAGUCCCCGACUUCCGUCGAGGCUAAGGAGGCGCAACCAGCCGUGGCUGAGCUCGUGCAAGAUGAACCGAAGCUCACAUGGAGGUCAUAUGUCUGGGAUACACUGGACAAGUCUCCAGAAGAGCGCAAGUUUAUGUUUAAGCUGGAUGCCGUCAUCCUGACAUUUGCAAGUCUAGGUUACUUCAUCAAGAACCUUGACCAGAUCAACAUCAACAAUGCUUUUGUAUCUGGCAUGAAGGAAGACAUGAAGCUCUUCGGCAAUGAGUUGAACUACAUGCAAGCCUGCUGGACCGUUGGAUACGUUAUUGGCGAGAUCCCUAGCAAUAUCCUCCUUACUCGUGUCCGACCGUCUAUCUGGAUUCCUGCCUGCGAAUGCACUUGGGCUAUACUCACCAUCUUGAUGAUCAAGUGUACCAAUGUUACUCAAUUAUACGUCCUCCGAUUCUUCAUUGGUCUCGCCGAAAGCACAUUUUAUCCCGGCAUGCAGUAUAUCAUCGGAUGCUGGUAUCGGAAGGACGAACUUGCCAAGAGAUCAUGCAUCUUUCACUCCAGCGGCUCCAUUGGUUCCAUGUUCUCAGGCUACCUAAUGGCAGCCGUGUACAACCUCGGCGGAGUCCAUGGGUGGAAAGGCUGGCAGUGGCUUUUCAUCGUAGACACUAUUAUUUCGUUGCCGAUUGCAAUCGCUGGGUUCUUCUUCCUCCCCGACGUCCCCGAAAUCACCAAGGCCUGGUGGCUGUCGAAAGACGACAUCGUUAUGGCCCAGAAACGCAUGCAGCUCGAAGGACGCGCGAAUCGACAGCCGUACACGAAGUCAAAGAUCAAGAAGAUUCUUACAAGUUGGCACAUUUAUGCGCUGACGCUGCUGUACAUCUUCUUCAACAAUGGCAGCGGUAUCAUGAGCCAGCCCGCGUUCCAACUGUGGCUCAAGGGCGAAGGCUACAGUGUCAAGGACUACAACACGUACCCCACGAUCACAUCCGCCAUUACCGUGGUGACGACAUGGAUCUACGCCUGGUCCUCUGACUCCGUCUUCAAGGGGGAGAGAUGGCCUCCAAUUGUCUUCUCCGGAGUCCUGAAUAUUGUCGUUUACUCAAGCUUAGCGGCUUGGAAUAUUCCUGACGCGUGGAAAUGGGGCUGCUUCCUGCUUGUCGGGUUUGGCGGUGGCAUUAGUGGGUUGACAUUCGCCUGGGCCCACGAGAUUUGCAAAGACGACAACGAGGAGCGAGCGCUGGUGACCGGUUCCAUGAACCAGAUGGCGUACGUGAUCCAGGCGUGGUUGCCGCUUCUCAUCUGGCAGCAAGUGGAGGCGCCCAGAUACCCAAAGGCCUACAUCACCAUGGUCUUCUUUGCAGCAGGUAUGGCGGGGACUUCUUUGCUCAUCAAAUAUCUGCAUCGUCGCGAAUUGGGAAAGAAGGCACUGGGGGUUGCUGCUUGA
Messenger RNA from Colletotrichum spaethianum, 1485 nucleotides. RefSeq names its product pantothenate transporter liz1. Gene Ontology annotation, molecular function: transmembrane transporter activity. Gene Ontology annotation, biological process: transmembrane transport. The transcript is spliced from 3 exons. Lineage: Eukaryota; Fungi; Ascomycota; Sordariomycetes; Glomerellales; Glomerellaceae. The record is from RefSeq and is a predicted model, not a curated record. Gene Ontology annotation, cellular component: membrane. Bases 1 to 1485 code for a protein of 494 amino acids.